GAUACUUGAUCUGAUGAUUGACGGUACGAAUUCUAGUACACGUCCGUUGAUGCCCAUUAAGCUUAUGAUGUUUGCUUAUUCAUGGCGCCGUGAGGUGUAUACGAUGUACGAGAUAACAUCACAGGCUGGAAGCUAGAGGAAGGGGAUAUAUAAGUCGUACGUUCAUCUUAUGUUUGGAGUUUUGGUUCAGCAUCAUUAUCACAACAUCAACACUUCAAUCCAGUAUUUUCCACAGUAACUCAAGCAAAAUGCAAUUCUCAACACUCUUGACUCUUGGUCUAGCAGCUAUCAGUGGUGUUGCUGCUGCCCCCACCGAUUCCUUUAAUAUAGAUAUUACAUUCAUCGGCGGACCAGCUAGCUACAACCUAACCGUUCCCGCCACUGGAUAUACCCAACUUACCAGUUCGUCUCCCCCUUACGCGACCCAUACGUAAAACUAACAACCACCAGGCAACGCACUCUCCGUCUCGCUAAUCCGCUCCUCCAACUUCGACGUCUUCCACCUCUGCACCUUUUCCUUCGCUAGCCCCGCUACGCUCGUCAAUAAUGGCGGCAUCAUUAGUGUAGGACCCCCAACCCCUAUCACAGCUGUCAGCUGCCCACCUACCGAUCAGAGAUGCAUUCCAAAUUAUAGUGAGUUUUCCUUUCUUUCCUCUAGGUGCUUUUGAGAAAAGCCGCUCAUGAAUUUGUUUUUAGAUGAUUGCUACUCUUCUACCACCGGUCAAUUCCUCGGUUCUUGCUGUGAUGGAUUUUGUGCGGCGAAUAAGUGUAGACCUUUCUCUGGGGUUUAAGAAUCUUAGAUUAUGAGUUCUUCAGCUGGUGUUGAGAUGAUUGGAUCGGUGUUAGUAUUCGAUUGGAUUGAAAUUAGGGAGGAAUCCGAAAAUGCAAAUCGACAAAAAGAGAAAACUUGGGGAUAUUAGGGGUUGGAGGAAGAACAGGCUCUAAGCGCUAACUAAUUACAUUCCUUUAGAGUAUGCGGAAGUGUGAUAUAGUCUUCUGAUAAAUUUAAUUUAUAUUCUUUGCUAAC
This is a messenger RNA of Sclerotinia trifoliorum, 1027 nucleotides long. Lineage: Eukaryota; Fungi; Ascomycota; Leotiomycetes; Helotiales; Sclerotiniaceae. The record is from the annotation of a GenBank genome assembly.